AUGGGUGAAUCCGACUUCGCCCAAUCCAGCUCUGCAGACCCUGAAUCGGAGCCUGACAACACAGCAUCGUUCGCUGUUAACUCACUCCGCACCCCACAACGGAACUUGUUGUUAUGCGACCUACAAGCCCCAACACCUCUUCUUCACAACAGCCACUCAGAAUUGCUGAAUGGGCAGCAAACAACAAUCGAGCUCGCCGAUUUCAAAGCGAACCUUCUUCAACAACGAGAGUGGAUCAUGGCGGAGCUCCAGAACAAGGCACACCCCACUGAUCCCUUUGAGACCUUCCAAAGUGCGGGUAACCAGGUCAAAGCAGACUUGAUUUUCACUCGUUCAGGUCAACCUUCCCACUCAGGCACAGGGACCUUCACCUCAGUCUGGCCCCUCGGCCUCAACCCAGGGACCUUCACCCCAGUCUGGCCCCUCGACCUCGACCCACGCGCGAUCGGAAACCAAACGGACACCUGGCCUCAACUCCAAAGAGCUUCCGCGUUGCCCAAAUUGGACGAUGACGUUUCAGGCACUGCCUCAAACCCCAAGAGGUCAAAGACCACGCAGGAAGACCCUCUGCCACCUCGUCACAAUCCCUCACGCACCGCGAAGAAUGUAGCAAACUCAAGGGUAUUAGCUCAAGCAGCCCCCCCACCUUCUGUUCACGAAGACGACGAGGACCUUGUGUUCAUACCCAUGAAGGCACCUGUCCCCGUCACGCCACCACCUCAGUACAGCGCAGCGCCUCAUACCCCGCGAGCUCGUGCAGAACUGGCUACCUACGCAGUCUCCAAUGCAAUUAUGGACUAUUGUCGAAACCACUCCAGGCUUCCCCUUAUGCGGCCGGACGACUCCGACCCCUUUUACCGCUUUUUCAACAAGCGGUUCUCUCAUCCCCCAAACAAUCAGCCUCUUGUCAUGUCCCUGUCUGAGAGCGUCAAAGCCGCUUGGGAUGAUGCGCUACCCGGUGCAACCUGGCCUGGGUAUGUACAAGCAGGAAUGGAUGCCUACAUUCUUUUUUUUAGGUGGUACACGGCCGUCAGAUCGGAUUCUCGUUGGCUCCCAUCCAACUCGAUGAACAUGAUUGACCGCCUUGAAGCCAUCAGGGAUGUAUUGCAGAGCAACUCCAUCCCAUUGGGAUCAGGCCCUUCUGUCCCUAUCUCAAAUCCGACCCCAAGUCCCUUUGUGACCUCGACUUUGACAUCAACUUCCGUGCUUUCCGCCGAUCCUUCCGUGCCUGCAACUUUGCCAUCAAAUCCUUCCGAGCCUGCGACUUUGACGUCAAAUCCUUCCGAGCCUGCGACUUCGACGUCAAAUCCUUCCGAGCCUGCGACUUCGACGGCAAGUACUUCCGUGACACAGUCGGUUCCUCGCGGCCCCACCCAAUUCCCGCUGACUUUGGAACUCGUUGUCUCAGCAAUUGAAACCCUUGCUUUGCACGACUCAAGUAUACCAUCUGGUGAACCGGACGGUGACUUUCAUGGAUUCUUCAGGCCCGCUUUUUCAGCUCCUGCGCCAGGUACUGUAUGGCCACAAUUGGAGGUGUAUUUGGACGCGAGGAUUGGCACAGAGGUCCUUGUGCAGACACUACGACACGGUCGCUAUGGCAUCGAUGGCCUUAUUCGCCACUGGCUUGUACGCUCUCGAGCCUCCCCAGGAUGGGACACUCAAUGUGACGAAGGUGUCGAAUCCAAGUUACAUGCAGUCUUGAAGGUUAUGGAUGGUGCUUGUCUACAAGAAUCCCAACCUUUUAUACGCGCACCUACGCCUGUUUUUCCAUCUCGACCUCCAACUCCUAGGCUGGCCAGUCCCUCAGAUCCUAUCCCUCCAGUCUCGUCUCGAGAACCAGAUUCUCAGCCCGAGAUUCCCCCAGCGCCUCUAUCUCAAGCUGUGCCAACUCCUCCAGUGUCCUCUCGAGUUCCAACUCCUCCAGCGCCUCUAUCUGUAGCUGGUUCUCGAUGUCCAACUCCUGGGCCUUCGGCUCUUCCAGCGGCUGCACCUCAAGUGCCCUCUCGAGUGCCAACUCCUCCAGCGGCUGCAGCUCAGGUUCCCUCUCGAGAUCCAACUCCUAGGCCUCUGACUCCUUCCGCGACUUCACCUCAAGUGUCCUCUCGAGUGCCAACUCCUCCAGCGUCUGCACCUCAAGCCUUUGGCUCUUCCAGCGGCUGCACCUCAAGUGCCCUCUCGAGCGCCAACUCCUCCAGCGGCUGCACCUCAAUGCCAACUCCUCCAGUGUCCUCUCGAGUUCCAACUCCUCCAGCGCCUCUAUCUGUAGCUGGUUCUCGAUGUCCAACUCCUGGGCCUUCGGCUCUUCCAGCGGCUGCACCUCAAGUGCCCUCUCGAGUGCCAACUCCUCCAGCGGCUGCAGCUCAGGUUCCCUCUCGAGAUCCAACUCCUAGGCCUCUGACUCCUUCCGCGACUUCACCUCAAGUGUCCUCUCGAGUGCCAACUCCUCCAGCGUCUGCACCUCAAGUUUCCUCUCGAGCUCCAACUCCUAGGCCUGCCAGUCCGGACGCAACUUUACCUGUUGAAGGCCUGUCAUCACCCAAGGAUCAGCCAUCCACCACAACCUUGUCAAGCACUGCACUGACAAAAGUGGUCAUUGAUCCUUCUUUGGCCCCUAUCGAGCUCCCUCCUCAACUAGAAACUUUAGGCGCGAGGGAAGAUCUUGCUACCAACAGCCCACCAGUUGUGCGCAAGAAGAAGCAACACGCUCUACCUAAAUCCCAGCCCUUUGUUGAAGAUUCUCCACACGUGGCGUCUGCACACGAGUCUGGCACAACAGAACCUCCGGCCAUCCCUCAAUCCAAUCCUCCUGAUAGUUCUACGGAUCUCCCCUCCUCUAAUGGUGCUGUGACUUCAAACUUGAAUACCACUUCGGCAAGCUCCUCAAAGCAACCACAGAUCACACCGAUUCCACCUGGAGGUGUUCCUAUUCCGGUCAACGCGGAUGUCCGCCAAAUCCCCACACCGUCUCCUCCCUCUGGCCUCUGGAAGGUGGACAAGCCCUCUCUAUUUGAAGUCACCUCUGCUUCAGUUCGCCGGAACCAAGUAGUCAGCGCGGACGUGCCGCAGAUUUAUGAAUCGAUACUGAACCUUCUCCUUCAACGCCGGGAAGGAGAGAGCUUCCCAGAGGGUGGGGCUGUCAUGGAAGUGGGUGAGUCUUUUGGGCCUAAGCCCAGCCUUGCCGUGCGAGACUGGAUUGCAAGGAAGCCCAACAUUUCACUCGUUCAAAGUGACGGUGAGGCACCAUGGCACCGGCCGGAUAUCUUUGAUCUUACGAUAACCGGCAAUUCCCUCCCUUCCACUCCUGAUGAUAAACGUCAUACAACCUUCACACGCAAUAUCCUUGCCAUUUUCUACAACAUUGGUUCAAAAAGGUUGGCUCAGGGUGUAAGAACCAUUGUUGCCGCAGUAACUUAUGCUUCAAUGGAUACUCCUGAGCUUACACUACCGCAGGACUUUUCUGAAGCCAACAUUCCAAAUCAAGCUGUUCGUUCAAGUCUUCUCGCGGCCCUCCACUUCCAAAAGCUACAGGAAGACCCCAAACGUAUCCUGAACAUCUCUGACUGUGUCAUCACCAUGUCACAUAUGGUGAACCGACUUUACUCUAUCUUGGAGGCAAUUGUAAGCGUGCGGGCUAAAUUCUUCCACACGAUGCAAGUUGUUUCAACAGCUCCUGCUGGCACCCACGAUCAUCUCAAUGCCGAGUAUGAGUGCCUGACUAAAAAACUUGGUGCUGGCACCAUUCCAAACCCAGUCAUUGGGGCGCUGACCGCUUUUAUUGUUGGUGGGGUCAAGGGACUCAUGACUUACCCCACUGACGCCAACAGAUAUGGUGCGGUGAAGCUUACACACUUCAUAGUCCUGGUUGACAAACUUCAAGGAGGAAAAAAGCUUGAAGAGCCCAUCUGGAAGUAUACCCAGAAGUAUAUUUUAGAUACUAUUGAAGAAGCGCUUUUCCCUCAAGGUUUUGAAAAGGCUCGGAGGGAUCUUGAUUCUGGUAUUUAUGAUGACUCAUGGGACCAUACUGACUUUUCCAAGAUGAACCUAGGCAAGGCAAUGGAGUUGGAAUUUUUUGCCUUCUGCACCAACAGGUCUCUCUUUCCAGGUGGUGACUCUUAUAAAGCUCCGCUGUUUGAACUACCUGAUAUACCAGCUGCCAAAGUUCCUGAAGUCACUGAAUGA
Melampsora larici-populina 98AG31 is the source of this 4179-nucleotide messenger RNA. RefSeq lists its product as uncharacterized. Bases 1 to 4179 code for a protein of 1392 amino acids. The transcript has 8 exons. NCBI's taxonomy places the organism in Eukaryota, Fungi, Basidiomycota, Pucciniomycetes, Pucciniales, Melampsoraceae. The record is from RefSeq and is a predicted model, not a curated record.